Chara braunii is the source of this 2640-nucleotide messenger RNA. Lineage: Eukaryota; Viridiplantae; Streptophyta; Charophyceae; Charales; Characeae. The record is from the annotation of a GenBank genome assembly.
GGCAAAGGUGCAUUUGUUGAGCUUGGCGUAAAUCUUUUGCUCUGGACUUGGCGAAGAUGCUGAAGAUGGGACUCGAAGGUGGGGCUAUGAACGAGGAUAUCAUCGAGGUAGACAACGACACAUACUCCGAGGAGGUCGCGAAAGAUGUGAUUCAUUGUAGAUUGGAAUGUGGCGGGGGCGUUCGCGAUGAGGAAUCCGUAGUGCCCGAAUCGGGAACGGAAGGCGGUCUCGUGAGUAUCCUCCUCGCGGAUGCGGAUCUGGUGGAAGCCACUACGGAGGUCAAUCUUGGGAAAAUACUUGGCUCCACGGACUCGAUCGAGAAGCUCGAAGAUCCAAGGCAAGGACUCGGGGAAGACAUCCUUGAACUCGUCGAGGAUGGAGGUGAGGGCGGGGUCAAAGACGGGGGCCUGGUCGGGGUUGUCCGUUGGGAGCAAGUCCUCGGGAUGCUCACGAUCAAGGACAAGGCAAUAGUAGGUGGAGUUCGGGUUCGUGUGAGCCAUGUGAAGGAAUUGGUGCGGGGUGAUAAAGCUUGGGGAGGUGGGACAGGCGAGAUAGGGAAUGUCGAUGGUUGUGUCAGGGGGGUUGGUAGGGCGGAGGAAGUUGGGGUGGAACGCGUAUGCGGGGGCUGGGUUGAGGGCUUGGGUAGGAGGGGAGUGGGAGUGACAACGGUGGCAGAAGUGGUGGAUGAUGACGGGUGUGUGGGGGCUGUGCUGGUUGGGGGGGUAGAUGUAGAAGGUGUCGGUGUGGAGGUUGAAGUAAAGGACUGUUCGGAGGAGGUGGGUUGUGGAGUGGAGGACAAGGUGGUUUUUGGUUGGGGGGAGGAGGGUGCGGUCGUGGUGACGACAGUGAUGGCGGCGGAGUUUCACUCAAUUGCAGCUACGCGAUCGGAGACGGUCGACAUGGUGGUGUUCAUGUUGGCGAUGGACGAUUGGAUGGACGUCACCAUGCGGAGAAGCGUCGUGAGAUCGGUGGCGGCAUCAGCUGCCGAACAAGGAAUGCAACUGCAGUUGACCUCUGGGAAUCACCCAGAGGCGAAUGGACAGGCUGAGCAAAUGAACCGCGCUGUACAGCACCUGCUGAGGCAUUACAUUAAGCCUAAUCAGGUGGACUGGGAUGAGAAGCUUGCUCACAUUUCCAGUCUGCACAAUAGCGCAACUCACAGCACAACCAUGGUCAGUCCUAACAGCCUGCUACUAACGUUCAAACCUAGACUCCCUCUGGACUUCCUGCUACCGGAGAACCAGCCCACUGCUGCACCGGGCACUCUGGAAUUUGCUUAUCGGUAUGAGAAUCUCAUGCAGCAAGCAGUGGAUAACAUGCAUAAAGCACAGGCAGCAAUGAUAGAAUCUGAGAACAAGCACCGCCGCCCAUCUGCAUUUCAGGUAGGGGACAGAGUCUGGGUCAAAGCUUCUGAAUUGGGGCAGGAGCAUGGGAUCUCCCGCAAGCUCAUGCCACAGUAUUUCGGACCAUGGGAGGUUGUAGACAUUGUUGGAGACAAUCCCGAUGGGCCUUCUUAUGUAAUAGGGAUCCCUGGUCACCUUCGCACUUACCCUGUCUUCCAUGCCUCCAAACUUGCACCUUCCAAGGAAACUGAUCAGUUUCCCUCUCGUCGGUCUAUGCUGGCCCCAACCAUGGAUGGAGAGGUAGACAUCGACGACAUCGUUGACCACAGGGAAAUGCCGGUUCUAAGACCAACAGGCAGGUCCCGUCCUCCAAAGCCGAAGCUGCGGUAUCGCGUUCAGUUCAGACAUCACGCUGAUCCUAAGGAGGACAAAUGGUUUUCAAGGGAGGAACUGAUGCAGACUGCUCCACAGAAGUCCGGGGAAACAGACGAGGCCUAUCAAGCCCGGAUGCUGCUUCUGAUUACGGAAGCCAAGCAAUGGUCGGAUGCAGUAGCAGCCGCAACAAAGAAGAAGGCAGAGGACGUUGAGAAGGCACGUCUGUUGGCAAUCGAACAGCAGCGCCAGCAAGACGAGGCAGCAGCAAAAGCUGCCGAUGAAGAGCGAAUUCAACGACGCAAUGGUCGGAUGCGGAGAGCGAGCUUUGCUCACAAUGGCAGCGGACUGGCGGCCCGAGGCCGAGAAUGCCGCCUCCAACAGCUGGAGCAACGACCCGUCGCCGCCCCUGAUGCCAACUCCUCCAACACCUCCGAUCGCCUCAAUGCAUUGGAGAUCGACGUCGGCGCCCUCAAGGACGACACACAGCUACAGCAAACCGCCACGCAACAACAGGAGCAGCGGAUUUGUGCUGUGACCGCCAACCCGAGUUUGGCACUGGGCGAGACGAAUCCAAGGUUUGAUGAUCAGGAGAUCUUUUGCGAUUCGACGAAGAAGGACCUGAUUCCGUUGUUCCGCAAGUGCGAGCUCAAGUUGCAGCUGCACCAUGUCAGCGAGGAGAAGCAUCACGCUUACUUAUACUCCCGAUCGGAGGGCGCAUGCCAAGCAUGGUUGGACAAUCUCUUGUCCAAGUAUGGGGUGGUAGCUGCCGACUUGUACACCAAGAUCAACUGGGAUGAUCUAAAGGCGGCGUGGCAUAAGUUGUUCCAAGUAGAGCCGCUGGAGGUCAAGGCAAUGGACAAAUUGAUGACCUUCUAACAAGGCACACUGGAGAGUGUUGACUGGAUUGUCGAGUACCAACGCU